Gambusia affinis (western mosquitofish) is the source of this 2156-nucleotide messenger RNA. It is a transcript of the gene wasf3a, whose product is annotated as WASP family member 3a. Gene Ontology annotation, molecular function: actin binding; protein kinase A regulatory subunit binding; Arp2/3 complex binding. The record is from RefSeq and is a predicted model, not a curated record. The transcript is spliced from 9 exons. Gene Ontology annotation, biological process: positive regulation of Arp2/3 complex-mediated actin nucleation; actin cytoskeleton organization. Gene Ontology annotation, cellular component: cytoskeleton. The coding region runs from base 275 to 1657 and encodes 460 amino acids. Lineage: Eukaryota; Metazoa; Chordata; Actinopteri; Cyprinodontiformes; Poeciliidae.
UGCCUGUGAUUGGACGCUGGGAGUAAAGCUACUGGGUAAUCCUCUGCUGGCUCAUGCUGUUAUUUGGACGUAGGGAUUUAUUGUUGGUGAAUUGUGCUGCAGAGGACUACUAUUGCUGUUCACAUGUUGGAUAGUUUCUUUGACUUGUUUCCUCACUUGAUGAUGGAAAACAGGAUAAAUAGCCCUUGACAAACUGGCCCAUCGAGAAUACUUCUCCAGGAUAGAGGCAAAGGUCAGCAGUUCACCGGAGGUCGUCGAGAUGUGAGAAGGGGUCAUGCCUCUGAUCAAGAGAAACAUUGAGCCUCGUCACCUGUGCCAAGGUGCAGUGCCUGAUGGGAUUGGCAACGAGCUGGAGUGUGUGACAAAUAACUCGCUAUCCGCCAUCAUCCGUCAGCUCAGCUGCCUGAGUAAGCAGGCAGAAAACGUGUUUGGGGAGCUUUUUAACGAGGCCAACACAUUUUACAGUCGCGCAAACUCUCUCCAGGACCGUAUUGACCGCUUAGCCGUCAAAGUCACCCAACUGGACUCCAGCGUGGAGGAAGUGUCUCUUCAGGACAUAAACAUGAGGAAGGCCUAUCGAGGCACUGCGGUCCAGGACCAGGAGGUUUUGUCCAAAGGCAGCACUCCCAGCUCUGUUGCUGAAAUGUAUGAGGGCUGUGACAGGCCUCCCCUUCUUGGUGCCCUCACAGCUUACAGGGAGGACUCCACUGACGCAAUGAAAUUCUACUCGGACCCGUCCUACUUCUUUGAUCUUUGGAAGGAGAAGAUGCUUCAGGACACUGAGGACAAGAGGAAAGAAAGGCGGAGACAAAGGGAACAGAAGAGGAGUAUGGAGAGCAGCACCCUCCAGCGGGAGGUGAAGAAGGUGAGGAAGGCUCGAAACCGCAGACAAGAGUGGAACAUAAUGGCUUUUGAUAAAGAGCUUCGUCCAGAUCACCGCCAUCCAAAAACUCUUCGACGAGGAGCGUCUUCAGAAGGUUCUCUCUCUCCUGAUGGCAGGCCUGACCUUCUGGACCACCCAUUCCCUCCACUACCUGCUCACACUGUUUGCAACUAUGCCAGGUCCCAUGAUUACAUCCCAGGAAACGCACAUCCCUCACCACCUGUGGAGCACGAAUACCACAGCAUCGAUGUCAACUACAGGAGAGUAACUUAUGCUGCAGCAGAGCCCCUUGUUGAACGCAGAUUAAAUGGUUCUGCACGUCUGGCUGCAGACUGCAAAAGAAGCUCCGUUCCCCCUCUUUCUCUCCAAGGCCCACCCAUCCCAUCCGCCCAGACAGCAUUUGGCUUUCCACCACCACCACUGAAUAAUGGAGCUAUGCACAUAGGUUACCCUCUCCCGCCGGUACCUCCUCCGGGGCCACAUGUGGCGCCUCCACCUCCGGGUCCCCCUCCUCCACCUCUGCCUCCCCCAGCCGCGCCCUCACACCCACCAAGACACAAAGACACCAAACCGGUUAAAGAUGCCAGAAGUGAUCUGCUGUCUGCCAUUCGGAUGGGCAUCCAGCUGAAGAAGGUUCAAGAGCAGCAAGAGCAGCAGAACAAGAGGGAGCCGGUGGGGAACGACGUGGCCACCAUCCUGUCCCGACGAAUUGCAGUUGAAUACAGUGAUUCUGAGGAUGACUCUGAGUUUGAAGAAAAUGACUGGUCAGAUUGACCUUGCAUAAGCUGAAGCACGUGAUUGAUAUGUGCUUUCAGUGAUCCCUCUAAAAAAGGAAAUUGAAUUGUGCUUGAACUUGUUUGGCUCCAUCUAGUGUGUAGAGAUGGAGCCAAAUGUGCAAAUACAUGCUUAUUUUGCACCUCUAGCAAAAUGCAUGAAUUAGAUGAAUAUUUACAUCUUCUACAUGUACAAAACAAAAUUACGUUUGUUAAAACAGCAGUUCUGAAAAUCCUCUGCAGGAAAGUAAAGACCAAUAUGAAUAAUACAUGCCAUGUCUGGCUGUCAUCCAUGUCCGUUCUAAGGUGUCAUGGUCUCUUUUUGUGCCGCAGCCUUGGUAACAGGAAACUGAACACUUGUACAGACCAGAGGCACUGUCGAGGUUACAAGUUUAAGUGUGUGUGGGAUCAAAUCCAUCUAAAUUUUACAGAAAUAAUUGUUUAUAUGUUCAUUAUUGUAUGUGUAAAAUAUAUUGCCCUGUUGUUCACAACUGUUAAAU